Heterobilharzia americana is the source of this 1060-nucleotide messenger RNA. The record is from the annotation of a GenBank genome assembly. Lineage: Eukaryota; Metazoa; Platyhelminthes; Trematoda; Strigeidida; Schistosomatidae.
CGUAACGUAUCUGGAGGUUUACACCUAACACAUGUUCAUUCAUUGUUUUUCGACUUGUCUACUGACCCCAGCCAGCAAAGACUUUUGGGCGCAGUUUGAGAUUUUUGGGCAAAAAUGUCACUGCAGACAGAAAAUCUUCCGCUUACUACAGACAAUGCAUCCUCGUCCUCGAAAUUGUUAGAAGUCUUUCCAGAAAUAGCCCAAACUAUCAAGGUGCUCCCAAAUUACCCAAAUUGUCUAUACUGCACCUUAAUCUGUCAAAUUUUCUGCACUGCACGCAAAGUUUCACAAAUGAGGGAUUAAGACUGGCAGUAAGUAGUAUAGCUUUAGUUUUGUUGAAUGGAAUGUUUUGGAUAGAAUUUCGUCUCAAAUACGAAAAAAAGUUGGACACCGAGAAAGGCAUGACAACUUUCUGAUACAAAGUUGCUGUCAGCAUAUGAACUAUGGUGUAGCAGGGCACCUAUUGAAAAUACGUUUAAAAUACUCUGACUAUUAUUGUCAUGAUAUGAUAAAGUUCUGGUACUCUAAUAAAAGCCAACGGAGAAUGCAUAACCCUCUUUAUGAAAUAGUGGAGUCUUACAAAUCUGAAGAAAUCACAAAAGCAACUGUUCUCAGCAACUCAUGGCUGAGUUACAGAAAUAAGAGCAUGACUUUCGAUGAGAUUUUAGAAGAAGCCGGAGAAUCUUUCAAGAAAUAUGGUUUAGGUGAUUGUUGUAAAUAUCCAACUAUUGUGGAAAUUAAACCAAGUGGAGGACCUGCAUGUGAAUCGUUGUUUACUCUGCAUAGACGUAUACCGGAAAAUAAAGUGGAUAGUAAAGAAUGUAGUAACUCUCCGGAUAUUUCGAUAAAUAAAUGGUCGAACUUUCCUGUUUACCUAAGACGUUUUCAUAUUAACUCUAUCCAACAAGAUGAAUUUAUGGAGAUGACAAUUAAUGUUGUUGAGAAAUUAACAACAAUGAAGUUUACUUUUAUACCAGAACCAUAUUAUUGGAUAGUAUAUGAUCCAACUUUAAUGAUGAAUAAAGAUGGAAAUGCAGAAAUUUGGAUAAAAUGUGAAUAA